UGCACAAAGGGGAGGUCUUUUUAGAAGUAGCCUGCAGGCGUAAAUGAGGGAAGCUGCUUUGGUUGUGCUUAAGCAGUUUUAUUUUUAAUUUUGUACUUCAUUUACAUAACGAAAGGAUUAUCAUAUCAUACAUUUGCAUUCCUUGGUGAGCGCAGCGAGGUUGAAGGGUGUCAGCACCAUGGACAAAAUUAAGGUGCGGAAGUACAGGGAUGAAGACGAGGAGCUGGUGAAGGAGAUCUUUGCGCUGGGGAUCAGUGAGCAAGUGCCCACCUCCUUCGUGCACAUGCUGAAACAGCCCCUUAUCCAGGUGGUGCUCAUGUGUGUCUUCUUUGGUCUGAUGGCUGUCUUCAAGUCCUUCCUCCUCCCUGUACUGGUGAUCAGCAUGCUCUUAGUAGGAAUGCGACAGCUGGUCAGCCAGUCCUUCACCAAAUACAUUGACUUCACACUGAAAGAAGACUUUAGUCGCAUCCAGGAGUCCUACAUGGAGGAGAGGGACUCAUGUUUCUGGGUGGCAGAGAGUGAGGGUCGAGUGGUGGCCUUAAUGGCUUACGUACCCUCCAAGAUUUAUCAGGAGUUCUUAGAGCUUAAGCACGUGUCAGUAUACAGAAGUCAUCGACGCCGAGGCAUCGCCAAAACCCUCUGCAGGGUAGCAGUGGACUUUGCUCGCACAAAGGGAUACCAGACAAUUGUCCUCUAUACCUCUGUGGUCCAGACUGAUGCACAGAAGCUGUACGAACACAUAGGCUUUAAGAAGAUCAGGCAGUUUCGACGCCCAACUCUGACAGCCAAGUUCACCAAUUUCUUCCUGUUUGAGUACCAAUUAAAGGUAUAAAUGAGUACAAGCAGUAAAUACUUAUCUUUUUGCUCCUGUUGAUCUCAGCUUAUAUCUGUAAUUUAGCUGAUUUUUCCCCCCUUUCUUCUACGUUAAAUAUCAAUGUCCAAAAGCAGUGCAAAAGACAACUAUUGAUGUUAGAAUGUUUGAUAAUACUUUACUUGAAAGGGCACAAGUAACUUAGUAACUCAGUUACUAGUCAAGUACACAAGCAAGUAUAACAACUACAUGUUAUGAUUAAUGAUCAACAGACAUGGGAUUAGUAGAUAACGAACAUUUCAUUUCAGGUUAUUUGUGCCCCCAUGAGUGUUACAGAUUGUUAUGUGACAUCUGAAUUGAACAGUAACGAUACUUAAUUAUGAGGGUGUUGCAUAUAUCCAAUGACUGCACAUUUUUAAACAGCAUUUCAGUUUGUUUCUGUUAGAUUGUAAUGUGGUGCAGUCAGCUAAACACCACGGUAAUUUGGUUUGCAUGUGUAUAACCUCAGCUUCCUGACUUGUAUGAUUGACAGCAUGUCCCUUAAUCCUCUGAUACCGUUAUUUUUUUAAUGAAUUAAAAAGCAAAAAUAGUUAAAA
Paramormyrops kingsleyae is the source of this 1407-nucleotide messenger RNA. Its product is annotated as N-acetyltransferase 8-like. NCBI's taxonomy places the organism in Eukaryota, Metazoa, Chordata, Actinopteri, Osteoglossiformes, Mormyridae. The record is from RefSeq and is a predicted model, not a curated record. Gene Ontology annotation, molecular function: N-acetyltransferase activity.